UAAUUUUCAAAACCAAAAUUAAUUUCACUUCUGAGAAUAAUGAUUCUUACAUUAUGCAUGGAACGAAGAGGGGAGAGAAAGAGAAGAUAUUUUAAAGGGAACGGAAGGAAGCUGAACACUGUCCAUGGUAAUGAAAAGGGAAGGGAAAUGGAAGACUCGUUCAGGUGAAUUAUGGAGGGUUAGAUGGUGCAAUCAAGUUAGCCCAGAUGUAGAGCACCGUCCACUUCUCCAGCUGAAGAUCUUGGCUGCUUGGCCUUGGGGAUCUCUAACUGACGCAGCCUCUGAGCUAUUGGACACAACAUUGGUUGAACUUGCUACGUACACCAAGCAAGAAUCUACGAAUUAUUGACUCUGCAGUGAGAUAGCAAUGGCUGGUAUAAAUUUGAUUUGGCUGUAAACUCCCCUAUAAACAGCUAAGUAAAUUUCUAUUCACAAAUGAUUUCUAAACAUAGAUGGAAAUUUCUCAAGAUGCAGAAUUGCUAGCACUUUCCAUGUUGGCAGUAGCUAUGACAUGAAGCACCAAAUAGUAAAACUAGUAGCUAAUGGUUUUUACAAAGAAGCCAUUUCUUUACACUCUCGACUCCACUCUGCUUCCAUACAUCCUCACCAAUUCACAUUCCCUGCUCUCCUCAAGGCAUGCGCCAAACUCAACUCCCUUCUCCAGGCCCAAAUCAUCCACACGCAUCUCAUCAAAACUGGCUUCAACUUGAACAUAUACACAGCCACUGCCCUCACCAGCAUGUACAUGCAGCUUGCUCUUUUACCUGAUGCUAUGAAGGUGUUCGACGAAAUGCCUGACAGAAACCAGGCCUCUUUCAACGCCACUAUUUCUGGGUUUUCUCAAAAGGGCUGUUGUAUGGAAGCUCUGAUAGUGUUUAAAGAGAUGGCUUUCUGUGGGUUUAGGCCUAAUUCAGUUACCAUAGCUAGUGUGUUGCCUGCUUGUGAUAGUGUUGACCUUUCUGUGCAAAUGCAUUGCUGCGCUAUCAAGUUGGGCGUGGAAAUGGAUGUGUAUGUUGCUACAUCAUUGGUGACUACUUAUUCUGGCUGUGGACAUCUAACUUUGGCUACAAAAGUGUUUGGAGAGAUGCCUAAUAGGACUGUGGUGAGUUAUAAUGCUUUUGUCUCGGGGCUUUUGCAUAAUGGAGUGACAAAUGUAGUACUGAAGGUGUUUAAGGAUAUGAGAGAAUAUUCAACGUUAAAACCCAAUUCACUUACAUUGGUUUCUGUUAUUGCUGCUUGUUCUACUCUUUUGUAUAUUCAGUUUGGAAUGCAGGUUCAUGGGUUUUUAAAGAAGACACAGAUGGGCUGUGACACUAUGGUGGGAACUUCACUUGUAGAUAUGUAUUCUAAGUGCGGUUAUUGGAAAUGGGCGUACAAUGUAUUUAACGAAAUGAAUGAUAAUAAGAACUUGAUAACAUGGAAUUCAAUGAUCGCUGGUAUGAUGCUGAAUGCUCAGAGUCAGAAUGCUAUUGAGUUAUUUGAACUUUUAGAAUCUCAAGGACUUGAACCUGAUUCAGCAACAUGGAACUCAAUGAUUAGCGGGUUUGAACAGUUAGACAAGGGGGUUGAAGCGUUUAAAUUUUUCAAGAAAAUGCAAUUGUCUGGUAUGGUCCCAAGUUUGAAGUCCGUUACAAGUUUAUUAGCAGCUUGUGCAUCUUUGACUGCUUUGCAAUGUGGCAAAGAGAUUCAUGGGCAUGUUGUUAGAACUAAUAUGAAUUUUGAUGAAUUUAUGGCUACUGGACUAAUUGAUAUGUACAUGAAGUGCGGGUGUUCUCUCUGGGGACAAAGAGUUUUCGAUCAGUUUGAAAUAAAACCAAAAGACCCAGCAAUUUGGAAUGCACUGAUAUCUGGGUAUGCAAGAAAUGGAGAGAAUGAAUCUGUUUUCGAGGUGUUUGACCAGAUGCUAGAGGAGAAGGUGGAACCAAAUUUGACAACUUUUACUGGGGUUUUAACUGUUUGUGGUCACACUGGUAAGGUUGACGAAGGGUGGGAAGUUUUCAGGAUGAUAGCCACGGAUUAUGGAUUGAAACCGAAGGCAAAGCAUUUCAGUUGCAUGGUAGACCUGUUGGGUCGGUCUGGGAGGCUGGAUGAAGCUAGAAAACUAAUAGAAGACAUGUCAGAGCCACCUGCUUCUGUUUUUGCAUCUCUCCUUGGUGCUUGUAUGCAUCACUUGCACUCUGAGCUGGGAGAAGAAAUGGCUAUCAAGCUCUCAGAACUAGAACCAGAGGACCCAUCUCCUUUCGUGAUCCUCUCAAAUAUAUAUGCUGGACUGGGAAGAUGGGAAGAUGCAGAAGAAGUUAGACAAAUGAUAAACGAUAGAGGAUUAAGAAAACUCCCAGGAUAUUGUUCAGUUGGAGUUGCAUAAGAAAGAAAAUUAUUGAUAAAACGACUUGAAAUCCAGUCUUUUUACUAAUCUCUGACCAGGUCUUGUUACAAUUCUGCAUCUCCUGCGGUUAUUAUGGAUGUUUACAGCAGAGAAGUUAUUUUCCAAUACUUCUUUUGCGGAAAACCAAGAGUAGUUAUUAGAUGGUUAAGGACUGAUAAAUGAAACAAGAAACUGCAUAUCCGAGUCUAAUCACAGUAGCUAGCCACCACAUGAAUCAAGUUCAAAUCUUGUAUUGUGACUCGACUCAAUUUAAAAUUCAUCUGUAUCAUCAUCACAUGAUUAUACUGAUUCAGUCAGUUGAUCAAUUCUAGGCCUCGUAAAGGAAGGAUCUCAAGAGAGGGAUCGGAUAGAAGAUACGGGCUGAGAAGGGGGAGUUAGCAAAGUUAGACAAGAUUGGAAUGGGCAUGGGAACGUGUAUUGAUGUACCAGAUCGGCUAAUGCUCCCAGGUUGAUGCGAUGUAUUCCACCAGUUGACUGAAGACUUGUGUGGACUGGUAAAAAUCAAUCAAUCUUGUUUUUUUAAUUUAUUAAAGCUACUCUUCUUACA
Messenger RNA from Ricinus communis (castor bean), 2933 nucleotides. Its product is annotated as pentatricopeptide repeat-containing protein At2g02750. Bases 512 to 2365 code for a protein of 617 amino acids. The record is from RefSeq and is a predicted model, not a curated record. Gene Ontology annotation, molecular function: protein binding; RNA binding. Gene Ontology annotation, cellular component: intracellular membrane-bounded organelle. The transcript has 2 exons. Gene Ontology annotation, biological process: RNA modification. NCBI's taxonomy places the organism in Eukaryota, Viridiplantae, Streptophyta, Magnoliopsida, Malpighiales, Euphorbiaceae.